Molecule: messenger RNA, 1474 nt
Organism: Amphimedon queenslandica
Lineage: Eukaryota; Metazoa; Porifera; Demospongiae; Haplosclerida; Niphatidae
Exons: 5
Coding region: 208-1245 (345 amino acids)
Source: RefSeq, a predicted model, not a curated record
UGCUCUAGCUGACUUGUAGUCUGGCCCCGCCCCUUCGCUGGAAGGGGCGGGGCCAGACUAGCUGACUUGCUGCUUGCUCCUUUGUUGUUUGUUUUCUCUUCUUCCUUUUAUAAAGUCCUUCUUUCUUUAUUGUGGAUAAGUGAUCACUGAAAUAGCUACACCUUAAGUUACCUAAUUCUCUCAUUGUCCUCCAUACUAUAGUACAAGAUGAUUGAUGUCCACUUCCAGUUGCCAGUCUUGUUUACUAGUAGUAGCUAUGUUUGUCCACGUAUGCUCCUCCUCUUAUCAGGAGAUGUUGAACUCAAUCCUGGUCCUAUGAUUGAUGAUCAACCAGCUUGUCCUUAUUUUGCAAGAUAUCUCGAACCACUUGUUGAUUGGGAACCAUUUGCUCUUUCUCUUCCUGGUGGAAUAACACAACUUGAUGUUGAUGUAAUUAAAAGGAAAGGAAGCCCUUACCUCAGGAUGGAGGCAUUACAUAAGAGAUGGUUACAAGCUAAUCCUACAGCAUCAUGGAGAAAUGUCAUUAAUGCUUUGAAACAAUGUAAAGAGAAUGAGCUAGCUAGAGCUAUUGAAGACAAAGUAAAAGGUAAUCCAAAGGAUAUACUACAGAAUCAUUCAUAUCAAUUAGUUCAUGCUUCUAGUGCAAAUAUUUGUAAUGUAACUGAUGCACUGUAUGCUAAAGACUUGAUACCACAACUAACUAAAGAAGCUAUGCAUGUAUCAGGAGUAACUAAUAAUGAGAAAUCAAGUAAACUUGUGAUUGUCAUUCAAACACAGUUGGAAGGUUCUCUUAAUCCAGAGCAGUAUCUUAUUGAUACAUGUCAUGUAUUAAUAAACCAAAAACAUCGUGCACUAACAGAUAUUGCUACCUCUAUAUUACACCAGUUAGGUCAACCUAUACCUACUGAGCCUACACCUGAGCUACCACCUGCUGCAGCAGCGGUAUCAGAGGAAGUUGAUGCAUCAGCUAAAGUUGAUGCAUUCAAUAUUGAUAGAGAAGGUAUAAAAGAAUUGAUAAAACGUCAUGCUAGUGAUAAUGAAAUUCAAAGUGGAGAAAUACCAAUAGGUGGCACUACUAUUAAAUGGAAAAGAGAGAAAAAAUUUUCUGGAUUUCAAUUGAAGUGGAUGUGUACAUGUGAAGAUACACGUACUGGAUUGAAAAUAAAAGGUCCUCGUAAGAAUGCCCGUGAUGGUGCAUUGGAGCAUUGUCUUAUAGAGUUGUUUGACAAACUUAAAAAGAAAUAAUAAAGUAUUGUACUAUUUCAUUAUAUUUUAGUAGUGUAGUUUUAUAUAAUCCGCAUUCAUUAUAUUACCAUCUCUUGCUAUAAAAAUCCAGCUGUAAGAGUAAUAGACUGCAUUGUUAAUCAAUUGUAUGAUUAUGUUUUGAUCUUAUUAUAUUAAUUAUUGUUAGUGUUUAUGAUCAAUUUCAGUACUAUUUUAUGGUGUGAUUUGCAAUUACUUGACCCACCCAUUU